AUGAGGGCGAGCGGCAAUCUUCCUGUCGCCAUGGUUGCGGAGGUGCCGCAGAAGGGCGAGAGCGGCAUGCGGGCGUACACCGCUGCGGGGUCGGACAGCUGGGCGCCUCUCCGCAUCGUGGUGUCCACAAAGGACCUCGAAGACCCAUCGAAGUACUGCGACCAGGAGGGUGUGGAACGCCCAGACUCCGGUGGGGGGAAAACGGAGUGCUCUUCCGAACAUGUGGUCACACCGGAAAUGAUUGGUCUGUUUAGUAACACUAUCGUCCCUGCUGCUGUGAAACUGCACACAGACCGUCUGCUCGUUCAGCCUGUGAGCGGCCCUUUAAAGGUGCCUCAGUUCAAGGACUCUGUGUGCAGCAGCCUCACAGUGCCGUCUGAACAUCGGACAACAGGCGUGAGCAACGCGGACAUGGUGCUGUACAUGACGGCUUGGCGUUCCUUGUACCAACCAAUAUGGGCUCUUCCCUGCGCCACGUUGGGUAGUCGUCCGGUUGCAGCUGCUUUUGGCAUCACUGAGGCUGCUGAAAAUAACAUCAGAGGUUCCACUCGCUUUGCUGCCCACGAGAUCGCCCACGCACUCGGGUUCGGGUACCAGCAGAUGGAGUCCCUUGGCAUGGUCUCAAAGGUCAGCAAUGUGCGCGGCAAGGCGCAGGUCACGGUUGUGNCACGCACUCGGGUUCGGGUACCAGCAGAUGGAGUCCCUUGGCAUGGUCUCAAAGGUCAGCAAUGUGCGCGGCAAGGCGCAGGUCACGGUUGUGAAGUCUCCCAAGACUGUGGAGAAGGCCCGAGCGCACUACGGCUGCGACGAACUUACCGGCAUGGAGCUGGAGGACGAUAA
Messenger RNA from Trypanosoma grayi, 840 nucleotides. RefSeq names its product surface protease GP63. The transcript has a single exon. The record is from RefSeq and is a predicted model, not a curated record. Gene Ontology annotation, cellular component: membrane; cytoplasm. Gene Ontology annotation, biological process: cell adhesion; proteolysis. Lineage: Eukaryota; Euglenozoa; Kinetoplastea; Trypanosomatida; Trypanosomatidae. Gene Ontology annotation, molecular function: metalloendopeptidase activity. Bases 1 to 840 code for a protein of 279 amino acids.